AUGGAAGAGAAAUAUCCCGGCAAUUGCCUGCCAAUCGGCGCUGAUGACGACGAGUACAAAGAGAAAAUGGCGGAUGUCACGGCUGCCACAUUGUGCAGGUUGAACAGCAUAAUGAAGCAGAUGAGGAAUUGGCGUGACGAUCGCGUGAAACUGAGGUCCAAUAUCUGGAGACUAAAGUUGGCUUUGAGGGUCGCUGGACGGGAAACGGACGACACUCUGCACGCUGACCCGUUGAUCGAACAUCAGAGAGCGGAGAUCAAGCAACUGAGGGCAGAAAAUCAGGCGCUGAAAAAGGAGAUAGCUGACAUUAAAACGCUCGUGAUCGAAGAGGGCCACAUCGCGCCUAACAACGCUUGGGAAUCGGACAAGCAGGAUUUCUUCACGGAGAAGGAACGCCUGAACAACGAGAUUCUCUACUUGGGAAGUCGGUUGAAAGAGAUCGAAGAAGGGGACGAGCAUAGCUCGGAAAUUGAACGUUUAAAGUGUAAAUUGAAACACUUUAUGAUGGUCGACCACACCAUGGAGAUUAUAUUCACCGACAUAGUGAACAAAGUUGCCGAGACGAUGGCGAAUUUAUCCGAGGAACUCGUAAACGUUAGCAAACAGUUGUACGCGUCCAGAUCGACCAAUGACAAUUUGUACCAGAAGAUCGACAAGUUGAACGCGAUGCUGCGAUCGAAGAAUGGCAACGUCGUGGAUUAUAGAGGGAGGAUCGUCGAAUUGGACAAUUUAACGAAACAAUUAAAGUCUGAGCUGCGCACGUUCAAAGUUAAUUUACGAGACAAACUUUUGGACAAGAAUUCAGAUUAUAAUGUAAAAAAUGCUGAACGACUGGUGAACGACUUGAGGAUCAAGCUGAGAAACGAUCACGAGGCUAUGCUUGCCGCUGGAGAUCCUGAUUGUUUAAGUUACAUAAAAAGGAUCAUCGAGCUGCGCCUAACUUUGAAACAACUGCACGUUGAACUGUCAAAGUCCACAGUUUCCGUUUCUUCCAUGGAUUUCGAAAACACGGCAGAGUACGACGAGUACGUAAAUCAGAUUUCCAUUUUGGAAUUUACGUUGAAGGAGAUCGACAUCGAGAUUUAUAAAUUAAAGGAUGAUCGUGUAACGAGACAUUCCAAGUUUGGCAGGGUCAAAGGUAAGAAGUAUCUGAACAAAAUAGAGGAGCUCCAAACGAUCGUCGAGAAGACGAGGAUAACGAUGAGAGGAUCGAACGAAGGAAAGGGCAUUAAAAGAUUGGAAGAUUUUGUUGAUAAAAUAUGUCGCGGAAUCAAACAGUUGGAAGUGAUCGUCGUGUCUGACGAUAGUUUGAGUUGGUUCGCCAGAAUUGACCAGCUGGAGGAAUCGAUCGUUCGAUUGAAAGUGGAAUCGAGCGAGAAAGACGAACGAGCGAACGUUUGGAAGCAGAAAUUACAGGACGCGGAAACGUUGCACAAACAGAGGGCCAAAGAACUGAGAGAUGCACGAAGAAAAGUCGACGCGAUGACGGAAGAGAAUAAAACGUUGAAGGGGCGAACGGACAAAAUGGAAGAAAAGAUGUCGGAGCUUCAACGCGAACACGAAAGUACCAAGAGAGAGGUGGAACAACUGCGUCACGUUAAAAAUGAAGCGAAUCUAACGAGGAAAAAAUUGCAAAAUCUUCAGGCGGAUAAAGAAGGGUUGUUGAAGGAAACGGGAAGAUUGCGAGACACUUUGCAGAAAAGAAACGAUGAAAUUAAGCUCGCGAUUACCGAGAAGGACUCCAUGGAAAAGACGUUGAACGCGAAAAUUAUGGAUAUAGGAAGAAAUCUUCAGGUUGCUUCCAAGGAAAAAAUAAAGCUGUUGAGUAAACUAAAUAAUCUCGAACGGCCAAGAGAAUCGCUCGAAGACAACGAUGCUCGGCUACAGCAACUGAAAGCAGAUUUAGAAACGUCGAGGAAGAGCUUGAAUAACGCAAACUGUGAAAUCAUCGAUCUGAAAGCCAAAUUGGAUCAUUUCACCGAUGACAAAGCUAGAAUGGAGGCGAGCAUUUCUCGCUUGGAAUCGAAAAAAGAGAUGCUUCUGUAUCAGCUGGGCGUUGAGAAAACUACCGCCGAGGAGAAAUUAAAAGAACUGACGAGAUUAGCGUCGGACAACGACAAGUUGAACGACGAAAGGGUCAAUCUGGAGAACAAGAUGGAACAGUUGAGAAUGGAAUUAACGGAUUCGAGGACGGAAAAAGAAUUGUUGAAGAACGCUUUGGAAAACGCGAACGCCAAAUAUUUGAAGCUACAGGACGAAGUUAACGAAUAUAAGUUCGAACGCAAUGUUCUACGGGAAGAGAUUAGAAAGUUUGAAAUAAACACGAAAGAUCUGACGGCCAAGUUGAAAGACACGCGAAUGCAGUUGGAUGGGGCCGGGGAUAAAAUAAGAGUUCUGGAAUCUGAAAAUUCCAAGUAUCAUUGCAGUUUGGAUGCCUUGGCUUUGGAGAAUGCCGGCUUCGAGGACCGCGUGCAGGCGCUUCUGGCGGAGAAGAACGACCUCGUGACGCGUAUUAACGAGCUCGACCGGGAGAACGUCACGACGAAGGAUCAGCUGAAUAAAGUUAAGAAGGAGAACGAAUAUUCUGUCAUCGAACUGAAUAAAUUGCGGGUGGAGUACGACAAAGCGAGAACGGAGAACGCGUCUUUGCUCGACGCCCUCGAUGGGACGAAGAAAAUGAACGAGCAGCUAGAAAAAUCGACGGGAGAGCUGAAAACGAAGCUGAACGAGAUCCACAGCGAGUACAGGGUUCUUGAGAAUCAACUGAAAAUUUUCGAGACGACGAAUUCUGCGCUAGAGAAGGAAAAGCAAAUGUUGUAUCGCGAGUAUGUGGCCAGUCUGCAAUCCGGGAUACCGAAAGCGGAGAAAGAAAGAGCCGCGAUAGUCGACGAAAUUAUUUUGAACGAGCACGGCGAUCAAAUGUUCGGAAACCCGAAAUUCGAGAAACGCGUCGGCGACAAAUUGAAGACGAGGAACGCGAGGGACGAGCUGAAGAAGCUGGUAGUGGAGAACGAAGCUUUGAAAUUCGAGCUGGCCAAUUUGAGGAAUCAGAACGUUGAAAUGAAAAUGAAGUUGAUACGCGCGAAGGAGGAGUUUCUGAGACAAAAGAUGGAGCACGCGCAGAACGAGAGGAACGAGACUGCGAUUAUGCCUAUCAUGAAUCUUUAUUACAAAGAGAUUAACAGCUACGCGGGUCAAUAUCCCAGCAACGCCGUAGGCGUGUUAGCGUGCAUCGACCAAAGAAACGUACAUUACUGUGGAUCAUCGGCGGAAACGAAAGUGGAGACGGAAAUAGAGAAACUGUUGGAAAUCAUGAACAAGCUGAAAAUUGAAAAUGUCGCCUUGAAGAUGGAAUUGAAUACUCUUAGAUGCAACUACGUUGCUAGUUUCGCGGAAAACGAGACAAGAAGGAACGAGCAUUGGAGCGCGUUGGAAGAAAUACGAGCUUUGAAAACGGAAUUGACGAAACUGAGGGAUGAAAAGGAGUCGUUAAGAGUGCGACUGGACAUAGCUGGAACUAAAUUAAAUCAACUGGAGUCUGAAAAAGCCGCUUUAAAGGACGAGCUUUAUACCUUGAGAAAAAUAAAUUCCAACCUUGAACGCACUGCGAACGAUCUAUGAUGAGAUUAUCAAACGCUGAGGAAAAGAAACGUGAGUUCCAAAAGCUGCAUAAUGGAGACCGAGAAGAAGUAUACGAUGAGUCCCGGUAACCCGAAUAACAUUGACGAUGAACUGAAAGAUAUUUUGAAGAAACUCAUUUCGAACAAUGAAUUUCUGCAUUCGACGAAUGAACCAGUCAGAAAUUUUAAAGAAGUUUUUGUAAAUCCUGUUACAACAUAA
Molecule: messenger RNA, 3840 nt
Organism: Colletes gigas
Lineage: Eukaryota; Metazoa; Arthropoda; Insecta; Hymenoptera; Colletidae
Product: putative leucine-rich repeat-containing protein DDB_G0290503
Exons: 1
Source: RefSeq, a predicted model, not a curated record